UCUUGACGCGGUCAGCUCACAAGUGAGUUCUAUCACUCUGAGGGGGCCGUAUCGAUUUGAACCAUCCGCAUUCCACACAGGGGCUUGAGGUGACUGUGCCGAAAUUUGAAGGGGUCCAAGUUCCAUAUGUUGGCAGAAUAAAAGGUUGUCCGGAUGACUGCAAAGCGCUCCCCCAUCUGAAACACAUAUCUGUCUUCAUAUUUAUGGGAUAAAAUCAGCCAUCAUGUUGGGGAAGUCAGAUGGGAAGAAGAAGUGGGAGGCAGUCAGGGGACGCCUGGGCUCCUCGCAGGACUCAGAUACACAGCCAGAGGCCAACCUAGAAAGUGCCGAUCCAGAGCUGUGUAUCAGACUGCUGCAAGUUCCCACUGUGGUCAACUACUCCGGGCUAAGGCGUCGCCUGGAGGGCAGCGACCAGACGUGGAUGGUCCAGUUCCUGGAGCUGAGUGGGUUGGAUCUCCUCCUGGAGGCCCUGGACCGGCUCUCGGGCCGGGGAUGCUCUCGCAUUGCCGACGCCCUUCUGCAACUCACUUGUGUCAGCUGCGUCCGGGCAGUCAUGAACUCCUCUGCAGGGAUCCACUUCAUUAUAGACAAUGAGGGAUACAUUCGGAAGCUCUCCCAAGCUUUGGACACUUCCAACACCAUGGUGAAAAUGCAGGUGUUUGAGCUACUUGCUGCCCUCAGCGUGUUCUCUACAGACGGUCAUCGUCUGGCACUGGAUGCCCUGGACCACUACAAGGGCGUGAAGACGCAGCAGUAUCGCUUCAGUGUGAUCAUGAACGAGCUGCAGGCCACAGAUAACGUCCCUUACAUGGUCACACUCCUCAGUGUCAUCAACUCCCUCAUCUUCGGGACAGAUGACCUCAGGCAGAGAGAUAAGAUGAGAAAGCAGUUUAUCGGGCUCCAGUUACUUGAUAUUCUGCCAAAGUUAAGGGAGCAGGAGGAUGAAGACUUGAUCAUUCAAUGUGAAACUUUUGAAGAGACAAUGGCUGAAGAUGAGGACGAGCUGCUGCGGGUCUAUGGGGGCAUUGACAUGAGUGAUCACCUGGAGGUUUUCACUACACUCUUUAACAAGGUGAGCAGCUCUCCAGCGUCUCUCCAGCUGCUGUCCAUCCUGCAGACGUUAUUGGUGCUGGGCCCCGGACGUUCGGACAUCUGGCUGGCUCUAGAGACCAUCACUAACAGAGCCAUACUACUCGCCCAGGACUCUCAGAUGGAGUCCUGUGAGAAGAUCAUGCAGCGGCUGAUCUUCUCCAAAGGCAAGAGCUGCGACGAUCAUCAUGAGGUGGACGGGCAGCUCGUGAAAGUAGAUAAGGGCGUGCAAACUGAUCUGGAUCAUCAGGAGAAAGAGAAAAGCAUAACAUCCUCUCUGAAGCCGAUUUGUGCCUUUCCUCUACCUCCACCACCACCUCCUCUACCCCCUAUGGCAGGUACCUUGCACCAACCUUUUAACCAGUGCCCACCUCCACCUCCUCCGCUACCUGGAGGGUUUGGUGGACCUCCUCCACCACCUCCCUUGCCUGGAAUCCUGCCACCACCACCACCACCGUUGCCUGGCGGUCCAGGCAUGCCUCCACCACCACCACCACCACCCCUGCCAGGAAUGGGUGGCGGACCACCACUACCACCUCCCUUACCUGGCAUGCCACCUCCACCUCCACCUCCACCAGGUUUGAUAGUGGCUCAGAGUAGCCAGGCCUUGGGGUACGCUGCACCCACAAAGACGAGCCCAUGCCCCACCCUGAGGAUGAAAAAGCUCAACUGGCAGAAGCUCCGCACGGUUACUGAUGGUAACUCCAUGUGGUCCUCGGUUCAGAAAGCGCCUCAUCCUCGGGAGCCGGACUACAGUAGUAUCGAGCAGCUGUUCUGUCUCCCGGUGACUGAGCUCAAGGACAAGGGGGCAGCUGCUCCUGUCAAGAAGGAGCCCAAAGAGAUUACAUUCAUUGAUCCAAAGAAAAACUUGAAUUUGAACAUAUUCCUAAAGCAGUUCAGAUGCACAAAUGAGGACUUUGUAGCCAUGAUUCAGAAUGGGGAUCGUAGUAAGUUUGAUGUAGAGGUGCUAAAACAGCUUCUUAAGCUCCUACCAGAGAAGCAUGAGAUUGAAAAUUUGAAGUCUUUCCAAGGAGAAAAAGAAAAGUUGGCAAAUGUUGACCGCUUCUACACGUCCCUCCUCACUGUGCCAUGUUAUCAGUUGAGGAUUGAGUGCAUGUUGCUCUGUGAGGAGACUUCAUCAGUAUUAGAUAUGCUCAAACCUAAAGUCAAGCUGGUGGAGGAGGCUUGCCAGUCUCUCAGAACAAGCACGCUUGUGCCCAGUUUCUGCAGGCUCAUCCUUGAUGUUGGGAAUUUUCUCAACUAUGGAAGUCACACAGGGAACGCCGAGGGGUUCAAACUCAGCUCUCUGCUCAAGCUUACAGAGACAAAGGCCAACAAGAGCCGCAUUACGCUGCUUCAUUACAUCCUGGAGAAAGCAGAGGCCAACCACCCGGAGCUGUUGACCCUGCCAGAUGAUCUAGAGAUCUGUGAAAAAGCAGCAGGAGUUAAUCUGGACUCUGCUCAGUCAGAGGCCAGUGCCUUGCUAAAACGACUGAAUGAAACAGCCAAGAAGGUUUCCAACUCUGUUGAAGAGAUGAAGGCGCAAUAUGCUAAAGUUCUUGAGGAAAGUCUGGAGGCAUGUAAAGCUUUAAGUGAAAGGUUCACUGCGCUUGAGAAGAAGAGGAGUGAGCUGGCUGACUAUCUAUGUGAAGAUGCCAAUCAGUUGUCGCUUGAUGAACUUUUUGGAACCAUCAGGUCUUUCAGAGGACUAUUUCUCAAGGCACUGAAGGAAAACAAAACCAGAAGUGAGCAGGCAGCCAAGACUGAGAAGAGGAAGAAGCAGCUGGCUGAGGAGGAGUCAAAGAGACAGAAGGGAGAGAAUGGAAAAAUCAUCAAGAAAGGCUUUGUACCACAGAAUGAUGGCUGCAUCAUCGACCACCUCCUGGCGGAUAUCAGGAAAGGUUUCAGCCUAAGAAAGACCAGGCCAAGGUGCGAUUCGGCAAGCCCCCCUUCUAGUGAAAUGCGUAGGGAUACCUGCCCAUCUGGAUCAAGUGUGAUGCCUGUAAACGAAAAAGCCGUAGAACUAGCCGCCAUAUCCGCAUCCAGCAAACGUCAGACAGGGGGUCACCAGGCCAGCACAAGCGACGUGAACGGCUUCAUCAGCCCAUCAGAAGACACUCCGCCAGCACUCCAGAGUGGCAUGCAAGACAGACCAGCUGUACCCCCCGAGGCACUCCCAGGAGAGCAAGCCAUGACAAUGCAGACACACCUGGAAAGAUCUUUGUUGCUGCAGGAGGAGCAGCAACACUCAAAGAAAUCUGCGUUAUCACCCCAAGCUCUGACACAACCUCAGCCUCAAGUUAAAGCAGAACAUCAACCAUGUCUCCCCACAAAUGGCUUUUCACUGGACUCAACUGAAACCAGCAUCCUUAGCCCAUCUUCCCUCUCUGAUUCUGACCUGCUAGAGGCUGUGUUAGAUGGCACUUCGAGCCUGGUGUCUGAGAAGCUGACGGCUGAGGAGCCAGCGGAUAUUAGCGUGAAUGUUCAGAUAAAGGAAAGUCCUUUACCUAAUACAGACACAGUGACACAGAGUAGUGCAGGCAGUAUAAUGGGAGAUGGGAAAGGUGAAACUAGUAAUAAAAUAAACUGCUUAGCAGAGACUGUAGGUCAAGAGGAGGGUCGAGAAGAGCGUAAAUGCAUUAUUGUAGAAACGUCCGGGACUACACUUGCACUCGGCGAGGGCAUCGAGGGGUGCGACGUCCCAGAUGGACUGCAAUCAGAAGAUCCACCAUCAGUGUCUGAAGUAGUGCCUCCAUCCCUUAAGCCAGAACCAAAGAAAAAGCAGAGCUUCUAUAAACGAAACAAGAAGAGUAAUCAAGGUAACCAAUCCAUUAACUUAAAUAAAGAUCACGUUUGGAAUGCUAGUCUUGUGAUGUGUCUUAAAGGGAAAUCCUUAUUUAUUUUUUUACUGCAUUUAACGUUUUAUAUAUUAUGUAUGGUCUAUUUUUGUGUGUAUUCAUAAGUAUUUUUUACAUGACAACAUCCGUUUUUAUUAAAGAGUAUGGAUGCAAUGUGCAGAACUUGAUUUGCAUAUUUAAUAUGGAUUUGAAGCUGUGGACAGUUUGUUUGAAUGCUCUGAUUUCCAUUCUAACUCUCUGAAACACAAGGUAACAGUGGGAAAGGACACACUAAACAUAAAAAAGGCUGUGUGUUGCAGUGAGGUACGUUAAAUCGAUGGGAUGGAAAACUGUAAGCAGAAACAUCACCCUAAUGAACUCAAUCACCAUCGCAGCUUUGUCCUAAAUAACACGUCAUUUGUUGGUCUAACUGGAAUCUGGAUUUUUCAUUUGUAUCUGUUGUCCAGCUUUUAAGACUUUCUCUCUCUUUUUAACACUUUUCCUAUCGGGCCCAACAACAUUUGACCAAAUGCACGUGUCUUGCUGUGAUUCUAAUGUUAAUCACACCUGGUGAAAAACUAACCUUGAAAGUACCAAUACUUACAGCAAAUCCUUUUUUUUUUUUUUUUUUUAAAUAAGUGGUUAAGUAGUCUUACAUCACAGUUUGUGAUUUCAAGCAGCCUUGCCGUUUGUGAAGUCAUUGUGAAGUGAGUUAUUUCAUGAAAGCCGCCACUUUUUGUGUCUCUUCUUCCAUAUUUUCUUGUCCAUUCCCCAAAUCUGCAACUGGGACUGUUCAACCUAUUAACAGUCUUGCGUGCUUCCUGUAAAUUGUGCUUUGUUAAUCUGACAUUAAUGAAAGUCGCUAUAUGUGAUGCAUUAAAGAUGUUUUUCACCACUAAAAAAAUCUUUUAAAAUUUGAAAGCCGAUGUAGUCAUGUGUGUAAGUCAUACAAUCCUGUAUAAAUGUCUCUGCCAAAUGCCUUGUGAGCCAAUCAUUUUAUCCUGAUGUAAAUAUAAAAAAUACUUAAAGGUAUAAAGUAUUUUAUUUGGAUAUAUUUUAAUUUCCUCAAUUCAUUUUAG
Etheostoma spectabile (orangethroat darter) is the source of this 5005-nucleotide messenger RNA. RefSeq names its product inverted formin-2. The transcript is spliced from 21 exons. Gene Ontology annotation, molecular function: actin binding; small GTPase binding. The record is from RefSeq and is a predicted model, not a curated record. Bases 224 to 4051 code for a protein of 1275 amino acids. Gene Ontology annotation, biological process: actin cytoskeleton organization. Lineage: Eukaryota; Metazoa; Chordata; Actinopteri; Perciformes; Percidae.